UAAAAGCAGGGUAAUUUUAAAACAACUGUUUACUGUGACCAAUGUCACAAAAAACUAUUCCUCAGCCCGUCGUCCUCUUCGGCAAACUCCGAACUCCAUAUUGGGCAGACUGGGCGUUUGUGGAGCCACCGAUAAGGAAAGCAACCAUCCUGGUAUAUUUUCAAUUUCUGCCUAUUGUACCUCUUGGAGCCUAGAUCCAAAGAGUACGCAUCCCGACGUUGCAAUCACUACUUAGGCCAGUGUUUUUGACACUUUGCCCCGCAAGAAAACUGCGGGUGGUCUGUACCGCAAUCACCACAUCGCAAAGCAAGGCAAAGACCUUCAGCUUCAACCAGCGACAAUCAUAGCAAAUAACAUAGCCAAGAUGGCCCAAACCGGGAUCGAAAAACACAUCUCCGAGCGUAGAGCGCUUCUGGAGAAAGAAAAGCUCAGUAGACACGACCACGUCUUCAAACAGAGCAUGUCCCCGGUCGCAAAAAGUGCGGCGGCCAUCCUUUCCAACAUUCGCAAAAAGGAACUGGAGACGUUCUGGACAGCGCCUGCGACAUCUUCCAAUUCCAAUGCUCGCUGCGAUUUGAAAGAGGUUAUGUUCCCGGGCAUGUCGUUUACCCUGUCGCGGGAUCGCAUGGAGAAGACGAAGCUGUGGAAGAUUAUUGCGGCUAUGCCGAAGGGCUCUCUGUUGCAUGCGCAUAUGGAAGCUAUGAUUGACAUUGAUUGGCUUAUUGAGCAGGCGCUUGAGAUUCCAGGGUUUUACAUUACGAGUCCAAAGUCGCUGUUCCCCGGGGAUAAGUGGUCGGAGCCGUUUGAAUUUGUGUAUCGGCCUGGUGCGCAGGAUGGGGCUGAGGUCGAUAUUUGGCAGUCGGAUUACACACCAAACCAACCUGUCCCGGUGUCAGCUGCGGCUAGAACGUAUCCCGGUGGCGUGGAGGCCUUUAAAACAUGGGCUGUGUCUAGGAUGACUAUCAAUGAGGAAGAGGCUUUACAGCAUCAUCAUGGGAUUAGUGAUAUCUGGAAGAAGUUUGGGUCCUGUUUUAUCGCCAUUUCUGGAUUAUUCUUUACGGAGCCGAUAUUUCGACGUUGCAUACCGAGAUUGUUACAGCAGCUCCACGAAGACGGCAUCAGAUACGUCGAACUGCGUCUAGGUAUCAACCAGCCAUUCUUCCGCGAGGGCUCGGACGUGGCAGAGCCCGAUUUCUUGUACUUCAUGCAAUGCUUUCAAGAAGAAGUGGAUUCUUACGUAUCCUCUCCCCAAGGCGCUGGGUUCUGGGGCGCGAGGAUAAUUUGGACAGCCCUUCGUGGAUUCUCUGACGAACCAAUCAAGAAAUCCAUGAAGCACUGCAUAGCCUGCAAGAAGGCAUACCCAUCUUCCAUAGCGGGCUUUGACUACGUCGGACAGGAAGAUUUAGGCCGGACUCUGAUCGACCUACUCCCCCUUACCAAAUGGUUCGAGCAACAAUGUGCCGAGAAGCAACUUCAAAUACCAUUCUUCUUCCACGCCGGCGAAUGCCUAGGCGAUGGCAAUAGCACCGACGGUAAUAUCGUCGAUGCCAUAUUAUUGAACUCCCGAAGAAUCGGGCACGCCUUCUCGUUGUAUAAACAUCCUCUCCUUAUCGACAUUGUCAAGGACAAGAAAAUCCUCAUCGAAAUGUGCCCUAUCUCCCAUGAAGUGCUACGCCUGACCUCAAAUAUUCUGAUGCACCCGAUGCCCGCGCUCCUGUCGCGCGGCGUGGCUGUUUCAUUGAACAACGACGACCCGGCCGUACUCGGGCAUGGAAACAAUGGAUUAAGCCACGACUUCUACCAGGUCAUGGCAGCGUUUGAGAACACGGGUCUUACGGGGCUGGCGACAAUGGCGGAGGAUAGUAUUAGAUGGGCAGCUUUUGAGGAUGAGACAGAAGCUGAGUGGCUUGAGGGAAUUGAGGGCCACGGCAAUGGGUUGAAGGCUGCCCGGAUGACAGAAUGGAGGGCUGCUUUUGAGAAGUGGUGCGAAUGGAUCGUUAAGGAGUUCGGUGAGGAAGGGUAAGGACUGGAUGUGUGCUGUCGAGGAUAGAGCGAUGGACCAAUGCGAAAUGAAAACAACUGUACAUAUUAGCAAUAUAUAUAGUCUUCACAUGACGUCAAAUAUCCCCCAAUUUGUAGAUUUAGGGUGCGUGGAUGGUGACGCCGUGACGGAGGAUGUUGGAGCUGGAGAAUGCGGACU
Messenger RNA from Aspergillus versicolor CBS 583.65, 2200 nucleotides. RefSeq lists its product as uncharacterized. Bases 365 to 2023 code for a protein of 552 amino acids. Gene Ontology annotation, biological process: adenosine catabolic process; inosine biosynthetic process. Gene Ontology annotation, molecular function: adenosine deaminase activity. The record is from RefSeq and is a predicted model, not a curated record. NCBI's taxonomy places the organism in Eukaryota, Fungi, Ascomycota, Eurotiomycetes, Eurotiales, Aspergillaceae. The transcript has a single exon.